AUGAAGAAAGUUCUUCUUUUGAUCACAGCCAUCUUGGCAGUGGCUGUUGGUUUCCCAGUCUCUGAAGACCAGGACCGAGAAAAAAGAAGUAUCAGUGACAGUGACAGCGAUGAGUUAUCUUCAGGGUUUUUAGUGUUCCCUUACCCAUAUUUACCAUUUCCAUUUCGAAGAUAUCAAAGAUAUCCAUGGCUUAGAUAUAAUUUUCCUAUUCCAAUAAGUGAAUCUCUUCUUACAACUCCCCUUCCUGAUGAAAAAUUAAACAAGAAGGAAAAGUCAGAAUAA
Messenger RNA from Saimiri boliviensis boliviensis (Bolivian squirrel monkey), 282 nucleotides. It is a transcript of the gene FDCSP, whose product is annotated as follicular dendritic cell secreted protein. The record is from RefSeq and is a predicted model, not a curated record. NCBI's taxonomy places the organism in Eukaryota, Metazoa, Chordata, Mammalia, Primates, Cebidae.